This is a messenger RNA of Varanus komodoensis (Komodo dragon), 961 nucleotides long. RefSeq names its product grancalcin (gene GCA). Lineage: Eukaryota; Metazoa; Chordata; Lepidosauria; Squamata; Varanidae. The transcript is spliced from 8 exons. Gene Ontology annotation, molecular function: calcium ion binding. The record is from RefSeq and is a predicted model, not a curated record. The coding region runs from base 117 to 779 and encodes 220 amino acids.
GAGGCGGAGCAAGUAAAGGAAUUUCCGCCUUUUCGAGCGACGAGUUCGGAAGUCUUUGUGGCCGUUACCGUAGAGAGGAGGCCCGUUGCUCUCCGGGGAGCCUUUCAGCGGUUGACAUGACGUAUCCGGGGUUCGGAGCGUAUGGAACUUAUCGUGGUCAGAUGCCAAUGCAAAUGGCAAUGGGCCAGCCAGUCCCCGGAGGAGUGCCCAGUGUGGUCCAUGGUGUUUCUCCUGGUUAUUCUGUUUAUUCUGGUGCUUAUGCUGCUGCCGCUGCUGCUGAUCCUUUGUGGACAUUCUUCUCUGCUAUUGCUGGACAGGAUGGUGAAGUGGAUGCUGAGGAACUACAGAGGUGUCUAACACAGUCUGGAAUCAAUGGAACCUAUUCUCCAUUCAGCUUGGAAACCUGCAGAAUUAUGAUAUCGAUGUUGGAUAGAGAUAAUAAUGGGAAAAUGGGAUACAGUGAAUUUAAGGAACUCUGGGCAGCUGUCAGUGCUUGGAAACAAAAUUUCAUGAUGAUUGAUCAAGACCGGAGUGGAACUGUGGAACUUCAUGAAUUGACUCAAGUCAUUAUAGCUAUGGGCUAUAGGCUAAGCCCGCAGACAUUAAUUGCAAUUGUAAAACGUUACAGCAAGAAUGGCAGAAUUUUUUUUGAUGACUACAUGGCUUGCUGUGUGAAACUUCGGGCUUUGACAGACUUCUUCAGGAGAAGAGACAGCAUGCAACAGGGUAUUGUGAAUCUUGUAUAUGAUGAUUUUUUGCAGUGCACCAUGGCUAUCUGAGUGCCAGUUGUGGAAGAAAACUCACGUGUAUAAUUUCAACUUUGAGAAAAUUAACUGAAAAUGCUGUGAAAGCAAGGCUGCCAUUGAUAUUUCCACUUUUCUGCCUGCUAAUGCAUCAUUUCUGUAUAAAUAUCUUUAGUGUGUAGUUUUACAAUAAACAAGUGUUCACAUUUUACUAUAAA